Kwoniella botswanensis is the source of this 759-nucleotide messenger RNA. RefSeq lists its product as uncharacterized. The transcript has a single exon. The coding region runs from base 1 to 759 and encodes 252 amino acids. The record is from RefSeq and is a predicted model, not a curated record. NCBI's taxonomy places the organism in Eukaryota, Fungi, Basidiomycota, Tremellomycetes, Tremellales, Cryptococcaceae.
AUGAGCUCCAGGGAUAACAGAUCGGGAAGUGGUCGUGGUCAUUUCACCUAUGAUAGUUUAGCAAGAAAUUACGAGCUGGUUUUAGAUUAUCAUGUCUGUCCCGACCAAUUGAGUCAACUCCGCGAGAUUCCAACUUCGAACGGAUCAGAUAAUAUCAAAGUUUGUGAUCUCACACGACAAGAAUAUAUGGUGUUCUCCAGACUAACAUGGAGCAGAAACAACCCAGAACCUGCACCAUCGACGAUCAAGAAAGUCGAGGACUUCCAACACUCAUUUGACCUUCAGUCGGACUGGGGAGGAGAAGCCAGUUGGACGGGCAAAGUUGAUGAGGCAUUCAAGAUAGGUAGACGCGCCAACGAAGCUCUGAAAGAAUUCAGAACAGAGGUGCAAAAGACCCAUAGAGGUUCAUUGAUGGAGACUGUUACAAAUAAUCGAAAAGAUUUCGCAAAAGUCAAUGGUCAAUACACAAUGGCAACUUGGUUUGAUAUCGAUUCUGACAGUUAUCUUAAAAGACUUCCUCGGGUUAGUGGUGCCCAUGAGAUUUCAAAGGAGUGUGAAAGAUUGAACAAUGAUCAUGGAGCACAAACCAGAUCGACCAAUCGAGUCUGGACUGAUUGGGUAGUUGAUGAUAUCUGUCAUUCAUCAGAGGACAGCAACUACUCUAGCUUCGGUGUGGGUGAGAACACCCCGCAUAAUUGGCCAUUGAUCAAGUUGGUCAAAUCGGAGGGACCAACUGGAACAAUCGCCGAAAGUGGAUAG